AUGGACAUUCUAAAACGGACCUUUACCGCAUACCGCAUCAGCAUCGUGGUCGAGCCACCCGCGCCCGAGGUCCUAUCGCAACGGCUGCGCGACCACCUGGCCGGCGACACGGUGCGCGGCAUUGAGAUCCGCGGCGCCGAGACCAUUGGCGGCAGUGACGCCGGCGCGCUCAUGGCCGUGGACUGGCGGGUCCUCUCGGAUCCAGACCGCCGCCAAGAGGACCACAGCGAUGCCGACGACAACAAUCAUCAAUACUAUUACGACGAUCAAGGGCCCACGCACCGCGUCGAGCUCGUCUAUGAGCGCAACACCUUUCUGGCCUACCUCUUCAUUGCGCGAGGCCUCCUCCUCAUUAAUGCGCCUGUGCCGGUGCGCGGCGCCCUUGUGCGCUUCCUGAUGCAGACCCUGGACACGCGCGCAACGGUACUGGUCCCGGACUCGGGCGCGCUCAUGCGCAUCUUAGAGACGUGGCUCGGCGACGAAGAUGGCAGUGGAGCAGCAGGUUUUACGCAAAAAGAUGUUGCCAUCACCCUGCGCUUUGCCGACAAGGCCAGUGCAGGAGGGCUCCGGACCCUCGACAUUGCCAUUCCCGCCCAAGAUCUGGCAGCCUUUACUGGGACAUCCGAUGGAGACAAGUUCUCGGAUAGGCUGGCCUCAUAUGUGGACAAGCACCUUGCGCUGAAUAUGAGACACUCUGAUGUACGGAUCGCAAAGAUAUCAUGCGGUGGGUUUGUGCUGGGCGAGGGAAAAGUUAAACUGAUGGACGAGGCAAAGGUAGCUGCGGUGUUGGACGGCAUCAAAUAG
Pestalotiopsis fici W106-1 is the source of this 804-nucleotide messenger RNA. RefSeq lists its product as uncharacterized. The transcript has a single exon. Bases 1 to 804 code for a protein of 267 amino acids. The record is from RefSeq and is a predicted model, not a curated record. Lineage: Eukaryota; Fungi; Ascomycota; Sordariomycetes; Amphisphaeriales; Sporocadaceae.